Dictyostelium discoideum AX4 is the source of this 435-nucleotide messenger RNA. RefSeq lists its product as hypothetical. The transcript is spliced from 3 exons. Lineage: Eukaryota; Evosea; Eumycetozoa; Dictyosteliales; Dictyosteliaceae. The coding region runs from base 1 to 435 and encodes 144 amino acids. The record is from RefSeq and is a predicted model, not a curated record.
AUGAAUAGAUAUAUGAUUUGUUUAGAUGGAAGUCAAGUCUCAGAAAGAGCAUUUCAUUGGCUUGAAGCAUUGGCAAUGUGUGAUUUAACUCACCAAACUGAAAUUUUUUUAUUUCAUGCUGUAGAUAGAAAAGCAGUAACAAAAUUAGAAUUAGACACAAACCCAAAUUGCACAAGACAUGAACUUGCCGAGAAAGCAUUGGAUGAAUAUACAAAAAGUUUAGCUGUAAAUAAUGUUAUAAGUCAUAAAUUAUUGAUAGAUACUAAAGAGAGUGUUAAAGAUGUUAUAAUUAAAGAAAUUGAAAAAAAUAAAAUAGAUAUGGUAGUACUUGGUCAUGAAGAUAAAGGAAGGAUUGAAAGACUUUUGGAUGGUAGAGGGUCAGUAUGUGAAUAUCUAUUAAAAAAUGUUGAUAUUCCAAUCACUAUCUUUAAAUAA